AUGAAGGUGGAAUCCUAAAAAAAUAAGCGAGCAAAGUAAAAUGCUAUAUAAAAUCAUAAAGAAGAGUCUAUUAGAGAAAUAUUAGGAUUUUACAUAAAUUAAGUUGAUUUGAAAUCAUUUAUGAAAAAAAAAAAAAUAUUUGAGAAGGUAGGAGAUUUGGUUGAUAAGCAUUAAAAUGAAUUUUUGAAUCCUGCAGAAUUCUAAGAAAUUUAAGAUAUAUAUGAAGAUUAUAAUAUAGGUGAUUUAGCAAUAGUAUUUCCAAAUCCUGAUUAUGAAGGAUAUACUUAAAAGGCUGUAACAUUUAAUGAAGCAGCUGCUAUUUUUGAUGAGAUUUUGACUGUUAUGACAGAGGAAGUGACAAAAAAUUAAUUAAAAAAAGAAAGAGAUUCAUUUCUUCUAACUUAUUUAACACUUGAUGAUCUUAUUGAUAAUUAGAAUGAUGGAUAAGGUAAGAAGAAAAAGAAAUUAAAACAAAAAAAGGAUUCUGAAAAAAAGAAAAAGUUCAACAAAAAUAAUAAUAGCUAAGAAUUAACACAACCUAAAGAUGAAAAACCAGUCAAGAUAGAAAAAAAUUCUUAUGAAAAAUAUUUGGAUUUUAUGAGAAUCUAUCAUAAAUAAAGAGAAGAAGAAUUAAUGAAUGAAAAUGAAGGUUUUGAUUUAAAAAAUGAGAAAGGAUUUCUAGAUGAAAUAGGUGUAGGAUAAUAAGGUUAACAAAAUGUUUCUUAAAAAGUAAUUGAUCCAAUUAAAGAAUUAAUGAAAGUUGAUGUUAAUGAUGAUAAAUAAUUUAAGAAACUUAAGAAAAAAUGGUCAUAGGGAGGAUAUUUAGUAAAAAAGAUGUGUGAAGAUGGUAUAGAUUAUGAUUGGAUAUCAAAUAAUGGACCUCCUAAAGAUAUGAUGACUUUAAUUAGAUUUACAAUUUUAGAAAAAUUAUCAAGAAAUGGAUAUUUACAUUGUCGUUAAUUUGUAUCAGGAACUGGAGAACAUAUAUUUAUAGUAAUAAAAUCAACUAAAGAAGUAAUAUAAAGAUAAGCAUAGAAUAUGAAAGUAACUAAAUAAAUAGAAAUGGGUUUUGCUGAUUUAUUUUCUUUAGAACCUGUAGAUGCUAAUUUUAGACCUUUACGUCUUAAGAAUUAUAUAAAAUAAAUUUUAGGUCCAAAUUAUGGAGAUUUGAAAGAAGCAAUGGAUUCAAUAAAAUCAAAUGAUAAAUUGCAUUUUACUAGUUUAAAAGAAAUAGAUGAAUAUUGUGAAAGUAAUUAUAAAUAAGAAAUAAGAUAAUUAAAAGAUAUAGAAUUAAGAGCAAUGGUAAUUAAGAAAUUAGAAUAAGUAGAAGAAUAUUUUAAGAUUAUAGCAAAAUAAUUAAAUAUUGAUUAAUCUCAUGAGAAAGUUGAAUUAAAUUCUGAUUAUUCUAUAACUGAUGAGGAAUGGUAAGUAUAUUACAUUUAUUUGGAUUUAUUAUCAUAAUUAUUAAAUCUAUUAUAAUAACAUUAUUAAGAAUCAAUAAAAGAAGAACAUUUUCAAUUUAGAGAUAAUUUACCAUUUUUAUAUAGAUUAAUAUUUGGAAAGGCAUUGAGAAAAGCAAAUGAGAUUUGGUAUUCAACUCAUAAAAGUUGUUGGUCAGAUUUAUUAGAUGAAAAGAUAAUACUAAAAAAUAUAUGGGAUAUGCUUGGUAUGGAACCAGCAGCACCAUAUACAUAAUAUUUUUAAUUGUAAAAUGAAUUUGGUAAAUAGAUGUGGAGAAAAUAUGAAAUAAAUGAAUUAAAAGAUAGAUCAGAAUUUAAUAAUAUGGAAAAGAUUAAAAUAACACAUGCUAUUACUUUAAAACAUGUUAAUAUGUCAAAAUUAUUAUAAUCUCUUAUUGCUGAUGGUUAUUUUCCAAUUCAUGAUACAUAUGCUUUAUUUGGAGAAGAGAAAAAAGAAAAAUUUAUGAAGAAAUUAAUAGAAUAGGAAUUUGUAUUAGAAAAAACUUUUGAAGGGAGUAGAUAAUAUCUUUUAGAUUUAUAUAGAGAUUUAUAAUCAUAUGCAGAAUCUACUGAUUUUGAUUUUUAAAGUGUUAAAUAAGAUCUUAGAAUAAAUAUUAAAUGUCCUUGGUAUAUUCCAGUUCAUCAUCUUAGAGAUUAUUUUGGUGAAAAAAUAGCUUUAUAUUUUGCAUUUCUUGGAUUUUAUACUUAAUAAUUAUGGUAUAUAGGAUUAUUAGGUAUAUUAUGUUAGUCUCUAUUAUCUGAAUCAACAGGUUAAUAUAAAAAACCAAUUGUAAUACUUUUCUCAUUUACAAUAGUAGUAUGGAGUUCCCUUUUUAUAGUUUAUUGGAGAAGAAAAUAAUUUUUAUUUAGUGUUUAAUUUGGACAAUUAAAUUUUGAAACAGGAGAAGCAUUAAGACCUGCAUUUUAAGGAGAUUUCUUAAGAUCUAUUACUGAUGAUGAUUUAAAUGAAUAAUUUUACCCUCCUAUUAAAAGAAAAAUAACAUAAUUAUUUGGUUUAGCUGUUAGUUUCUUAAUUAUUUUAUGUGUUAUUGGAUGUGUAUUAGGAAUAUUCUUUUUUAAAAAUUUUAUGAUUGAAACUAAAGCAGAUCCUUUUUUCUCUUAAUAAUUGCCUGGAUUACUAAAUUCAGUACUUAUUGCUGUGUUUAAUUUUAUAUAUCAAAAUUUAGUUAUGAUUUUUAAUUCAUUAGAGAAUCAUAAGAUUUUAUCAUCUUAUGAAAAUUCUUUAGUUGCUAAAGUCUUUAUCUUUCGAUUUGUAAAUACGUAAUAAUUUGAAAUAUUAUUUAGUUUUAAUGCAUUCUUUAUUAUAUCCUUUCUAAGUAAUUACUUUUCAUCAUUAGAAUUAUGUAAAGUGAAUGAUGAUACUUAUGAUUGUUUUCAAAUACUAUCUUUAUAAUUAAGCACUAUCUUUAUUUCUAAUUUCUCUGGAUUGAUAACAGCUGUUCUAAUACCUUAUGUUUAAGAGAAAUUAAUGAAAAAAAUGAAAGCAAUAGAUGAAAUACCUGUACCUCAUGCUUUUAAUGAUAUUGAUCCUUUUAUUGAGAGUUAAUUUGCUUUGUAACCAUAUCAAACAAAUGAAGAAGUUGAUGGAAGUGUAAAAGAUUAUAUGGAAUUGACAAUCUAAUUUUGUUUUCUUGUUGUAUUUGGAGUUUCAUAUCCUGCAUGUUUUAUAUUAGGUUUUGCAUAAAAUGUAGGUAAAAUACAAGUAGAUAAAAUUAAUUUCGUAAGUUUAUCAAGGAGACCAUUUCCUUAAGGAGCAGCAAGUAUUGGUAAUUGGUUAGUAAUUUUGGAUAUCAUUACCUUUUUUGGUAUUCUUUCUAAUGCUGGUUUAAUAGUAUAUACUUCUAAUUCUAUUGAAGAAAAUAAAAUUGAAUUCUUUGCAUCUAUUUUAGUAAUCUUUUUUGCUUUAAACUUUGUAAUUAAAAUACUAGUAUCUCCAGAAUCUGAAUCAGCUACUUUAUUACUUUAAAGACAUUAAUAUAUUAUUGAUAAGAAAAUUAAAGUAUAUAUACUUAUUCUUUUUUUUUUAGGGCUUUACUUCAAAUCAGAAAACUAUUUUUGACAGAUCCAAAUUAAAUAUUUAGAUAAAGAGAGUAGGUUAUCAUUUAUGUCAUUCUGGUGUUAUCAAUAAUGAUUUUCUAAAAACUAUUAAAGGCGAGAGAGAAAAUGCAGAUGAUUGA
Molecule: messenger RNA, 3658 nt
Organism: Paramecium pentaurelia
Lineage: Eukaryota; Ciliophora; Oligohymenophorea; Peniculida; Parameciidae
Source: the annotation of a GenBank genome assembly